Mya arenaria is the source of this 972-nucleotide messenger RNA. RefSeq lists its product as uncharacterized. The record is from RefSeq and is a predicted model, not a curated record. NCBI's taxonomy places the organism in Eukaryota, Metazoa, Mollusca, Bivalvia, Myida, Myidae. The transcript has a single exon. Bases 1 to 972 code for a protein of 323 amino acids.
AUGAAAAACACUGCUAGGCGUAAUAGUGGUGGAAAUAGUGUCUUUAUAAAAAGUAGUUUACACAAAUUGAUAUCGAUACAACAAAUUUAUAACCAUUUUGAAAAUUGUAUUGUUUUAUUCUUUAAGUCUUCCUCCAUUUAUAAUUGCAAAGAUAUAAUAAUGUAUUUUACGUAUAUAUCUCCUGAGGGAUCUUGUUAUUAUAAUGAUAGACCUGAGAAAAAUGGUAUAAAUGAUAUGUAUAAUCACUUAGAAAACAUAAUAUAUGAUUAUCCUAAUACCAUGUUAUUUUUGUCAGGUGACAUGAACUGUAGAUGUAAAGACUUUUUGGAUUAUAUACCGCUCGACAAUCUGUUUUAUAUUUUUGGUAAUACUGAUUAUGAUGGUAGUACAUUUGAUAAUCAUCGUAAUAAUAAGGAUAUUUUACGAGGUAAUAACUAUGGGAAAUCUCUCGUUAAUCUGUGUUGCAUCUUUGAUAUUCAUUUUUUGAACGGUCGCUUCCCUGGUGAUAAAGAUGGCGAUUUUACAUGUUUUUCAAAUGAUGGUGCUAGUGUUGUUGGUUAUAUGGUCGCGUCUUCCACGUUAUUUCAGUAUAUCAAAGAUUUUAAGGUCUUAGAUAGAGAUGAUUCAGACCAUUUUCCUAUUACAUGUGUUUUUGAGUUUCCAAUGAUUUUACAUGAUAAUGAACCGAACACUGAUGUAAAUUUGCAGGGCUCAAUUAAGAAAUUCCGUUGGCGCAGUUCUGUAAAGGAUGAUUUUUUAUUGAAAUUUAGAGACUUGUUAGAAACUCAGUAUGAAUCACUGAUUGGAUCCAUAGGCAUGAAUGUAGACUCUGCUGUAGAUUCUAUUACUUUCUUAUAUCAGGAAGCGGGCAGCUGCAUGUUGCAGAAGUUUCGAUAUGUUUCUUCUCAGCCCGCAUGGUGGGACGAUGAGUGUGAUCGAUUAAAAUCAAUAAAAAUAUGCUGCUCUACGUAA